AUGAACGAAGGAAAUCAAGGAAAUCUUCUUAAUCUAUACGUUAGUGCUCACAAACAACAGUUCUCUUUUGUCAACUGCUACUUGGAUAGAGCUUCAAAGCAUCAUCAUCAGCAACAACAAGUGCAACUAUUGCAGUCUUUGAUUCAGCAGGACGAGCGGCAGCGGUCUCUGGUUCCAAUUCGGAAUCAAUGGAAUCAACCUCUCCUGCAACCAUGUGGUCAACAGGCAAGGCCGCCAUUUCACAUUGGUUCCAUUUUGCCUAUUGGCAACACGAUUUCAACUUCUGCGGUUGCUAGUUUGAACUCUGACCUUCAAUCGCAACUACUAUUAUCGCUUGCAGACCCGCCGCCACGAAGAAUGAGCCUUCAAACUCUCGAGGAAGAACGGGAACAAGCACGGCACCGCGCUCGACUCCACCAAAUAUCUUACACCUCUUCGAUCGACUCUUCUACCAGGGCACCACUGCCAUCGUUGAUAUCUAAUGGGGCUGCAAUCAGUUCUGAUGACUCCCAUGAUGAUCAAGAUCGACCUGGUAUGGUGUGCGCCUCCUCGCCUCUUGCUGUGGGCAGAGGUCGUGCACACGCCGACAGCACUUGGGAGUCUCGCUUUGCAGAACUUGUCGAAUUCAAUCGCGAACACUGCCACUGUAACGUCCCCAGACGAUACAAAGCCAAUCCCAAGCUCGGGGUCUGGGUCUGUAGCAUUCGCCAGCAAAUGGCUCGAGGCACUUUGAAAAAUGUCAAGGUGGAACGAUUGAAUGAGAUUGGAUUCAGCUGGCGAGUGAUUGCGAAAGAAGGGCAGCAGACGACCAAUCAUCAAAUCUCUAAGAUGGACAACUGGAUUAAAAACUUUCAACUUCUCGCAUCCAUCAAGGGCAGUGUUGGAAAACGCUCUGUUCCAGCCUCAAAUCGCAAGCUCUGCAAGUGGGUUGGCAGGCAACGAGGGGAAAUGAAAGGAGGAACACUGUCGAUUGAAAAGCAGGAAAAACUGAAUUCAAUCGGCUUCCAAUGGAAACCAGUUAAUGUCCUCCCGUCAUGA
Molecule: messenger RNA, 1038 nt
Organism: Cylindrotheca closterium
Lineage: Eukaryota; Bacillariophyta; Bacillariophyceae; Bacillariales; Bacillariaceae
Source: the annotation of a GenBank genome assembly